This is a messenger RNA of Amphimedon queenslandica, 1639 nucleotides long. RefSeq names its product sialin-like. Gene Ontology annotation, biological process: transmembrane transport. Lineage: Eukaryota; Metazoa; Porifera; Demospongiae; Haplosclerida; Niphatidae. Gene Ontology annotation, molecular function: transmembrane transporter activity. The transcript has 10 exons. The record is from RefSeq and is a predicted model, not a curated record. The coding region runs from base 30 to 1538 and encodes 502 amino acids.
AGUGAGGCUCCGCCUGGCUCAACCCAGAUAUGGCUUCGACCUUCUCUAUGGAUGAAAGAGAAGCUCUGUUGCAUAAUAGAUGUAAUUCUCCUGACAGUGGAGAGCCCCAGGCAGCCCGAUGGUCUGUAGGAUUUAAGAAAGCAUGGCGCAGAGAUUACUGUCCCUGGAUACCAGCUCGUUACACCCUGGCCAUUAUGAGCUUCCUAGGAUUCGUCAUAAUAUAUGCACUGAGAGUCAAUCUCUCCAUGGCUAUUGUAAUAAUGGUCAAUAAUUCAGCUAAUGGAAGUGCUAAUAAUCAAUUUAACUGGACUUCAACAGAGCAAGGAUGGAUUCUCUCUGCAUUUUUUUAUGGUUACGUUAUCACUCAGAUUCCGGGAGGCUUGCUUGCUGCUAGAUAUGGAGGAAAGACUGUACUCGGACUUGGCAUUGUUAUAACAGCGGCUCUCACCCUAUUAACUCCCUUAGCUGCUAAAUUAAACUUGGGUGUACUCAUUGGAUUAAGAGUAUUAGAAGGAUUAUUUGAGGGUGUAACAUUCCCAACAAUGCAUGCAAUGUGGGGUAAAUGGGCUCCUCCUGCUGAAAGAAGUACACUGGCUACCAUAACAUAUGCAGGCCCCAUUGUUGGUAAUGUGGUGUCAUUCCCACUCUCAGCUGUUCUCUGUGUGUAUGGGUUUGAUGGAGGCUGGCCUUCUGUAUUCUAUACAUUUGGUAUUUUGGGAAUUAUUUGGUACAUAUUUUGGUUGAUACUAAUUUUUGAUUCUCCUGCUAAUCAUCCUCGCAUUUCAAAGGCUGAGAGAGACUAUAUAGAGUCUGGUAUUCCUGAUGCUGAUAAAAUGGUUCCCAUUCCUUGGUUUCAGAUAUUCACUUCACGAGCAGUCUGGGCUAUCAUAGUAUGCUUUAUCAGUUAUGGCUGGGGAGGAUACAUUAUGUUAACAUGUAUACCAUCAUACUUACAUGAUACUCUUGGACUAUCAUUAGGAAAUAAUCUUAUUGAAAAUGGCAUAUUCUCUGCAAUACCUUACAUNGGAUAUGCAAUAGUUACAAUAGUUGGUGGACGAGUAGCAGACCUGUUAAGAAAGUGCAUAUCAACAAAAAAUGUUAGAAAAGCAAUGACAAUCUCAGCAUUAGUUCUUGGUGCUGCUGGGCUACUAGUUUGUGGAUAUUUUUCUAAAAGUAAAUUUGAUUCUGUCUUGUAUCUUUCCUUAACGGUUGGAGUGAGUGCUCUCAUUCAAGCAGGAUUUAUGAUUAAUCAUAUUGACUUGGCUCCAAGAUUUGCUGGUGUGUUGAUGGGUAUUACUAAUACUUUUGGAACUCUACCAGGUAUUGUAUCCCCAGUGGUUGCCAAAUAUAUUGCACAGAAGCCACCAAGUGGUUCUGAUGUGAAGCAUAUAUAUCAAGAGGAAUGGAGAGAAGUAUUCCUAAUAUCAGCUGAAAUUUACAUUUUUGGUGCAGCAGUUUAUCUGAUACUAGCUGAUGGUAAAAAGCAAUGGUGGGCUGACGGAGUUAAAAAAGAAAGGAAAAAUUAUUCAAUUCAAUAAAUACUGCCCUUUGGGUUCGCUGAAUACAAAUAGUUGAUAAAUUUGUUUUUUUUUGUACACUGCCAUUAUUUUUAGUACAAAAGUCUAAGUAAUUAUUUUUA